AUGGAAGUAUCAAUAAUAGCAUCAUGUCCCUUCAUCGGUACUGCAGUUGGCUUUAUCAUCAUGGCUAAGAUAUCAAAUUGGAUAGGACGUAAAAGGACUAUGCGGUACUCCGCUUUGUGUCUAGUUGUUAUGUUAGUCAUACUAGCAUUUGCUAGAUCUGUGUAUGUUUACAUUUUACCGUUAAUAGUUCUAGGAGCUAACUUAAGUGGGGUAUUCAUUAGUGUUUCCGCAUAUAAUAUUGAAAUUUCAGAUAUUUCGAAUAGGUCCAAAAUCGGAUCUAUUUUGGGUACGCCAAUACCGAUUGGAAUGUUUCUUGCAUUUGUUUUAGGUGCUUAUACUAGUGUAAAACUUUAUACUCUAUUAACUGCUAUAUCAGCACUAAUCCAUUUGAUUCUAGAACCUUUAAUUAUAGUCGAGUCUCCAGUUUACCUAGCUUUCAAAGGAAAAGACACUGAAGCACUUAGUGCACUAAAACUGUUAAGAUCUUCCAAAACAGAAGAAGAUAUUAUAUUAGAGUAUGCUCAGAUGAAAAAAUCUGCAGAAGAUAUUCAAAAUACAAAAUAUCAACCAAGUUUAUUAGAUCUUUUCAAAACCAAAGCAUCUAGAAAAGCAUUCUAUUUAUCUUUAGUACUCUGUAUUGGUCAACAGACAAGUGGUAUUACCACAUUACUAACGUUUUCUGGUCUAAUAUUUAAUUAUGCAAAUGCUACCUUAUCUACUGAUACAAUAGGUAUUAUUAUGGGAAGCACACAAUUGGUGGUGUAUUUUGUUACAGGUUUCCUGUACAAUAAGUUUGGAGCUAAAAAGUUAAUGUUGAUUUCUACCUCGUUAUGCAGUUUUUGCAUGUUUUGUAGUACUGUAGUUUUUUAUUUGAUAAGCAUACAAUCUUCUUUCACUAAGAAUUUAGGUUGGUUACCUAUUUUAUUCGCUGUCUUAUUUUUAGCGGGGUACGGUAUAGGCUACGGAUUUGUUCCGAUAUCUCUAUGCAAUGAACUUUUCACCAGUGAUCUCAGAUCUCUUGGUUUUGCAGCAAGUAUGGUAGCGGAAAGUGUAUUUACUUUUAUAAUACGAUUUACUUAUCCUAUUUUAUCCAAAAAUUUUGGUGAAUAUUUUGUAAUGUUUGUAUAUUUCGCAGCAGGCCUAUUUAACUUUUUCGUAUUUUUGUUCUUCUUGCCGAACACAAAAGACAAAUCUUUUCAAGAGAUACAAGUUGAACUAAGUAGGUAG
Diabrotica virgifera virgifera (western corn rootworm) is the source of this 1227-nucleotide messenger RNA. RefSeq names its product facilitated trehalose transporter Tret1-like. Gene Ontology annotation, cellular component: membrane. The transcript has a single exon. Gene Ontology annotation, biological process: transmembrane transport. The record is from RefSeq and is a predicted model, not a curated record. Gene Ontology annotation, molecular function: transmembrane transporter activity. Lineage: Eukaryota; Metazoa; Arthropoda; Insecta; Coleoptera; Chrysomelidae. Bases 1 to 1227 code for a protein of 408 amino acids.